AUGUGUGGUUUUAAACAUUGGGGAGUAAUUGCUCGUGGUUUAUACAAAAGAAAUUCAUUAGAAUGUUUUUAUCGUUGGAGAAAACUCAAGGUUUUAAUAGAUUGGUCCUAUACAAAAAAUUUUUUCUUUACUCCUAACGAAUUAAAAACUUUUUGGAAACUAGUAUCUAAAUAUGGGACUUCUUGGAAAAAAAUUUCAGAAAAUUUUCAAAAUAAAUCAAUAACACAAUGUAAAGAACUUUAUCACGAUAUGCAAAGAUUUUCGGUUAUAAACAAACAAUUUGCACCUGUGAGUUACAAAAAAAUUUCAGAUAUAGUACAAAAAAGUAUUGUGAGAGGACAAUCAUUUAAUGAUGUUAACUGGCGUAAAAUAGCAAUCGAAUUUCCAGGCAAGAGUCCAGAUCAAUGUAGAGAUAAAUGGAAGGGAACGUGGGAUGAAAUAGAAGAUCAAGUCCUUAAGGAUAUAGUGACAAAAUACGGAAAUGAUUGGGAAACAGUAGCUGAACACAUUGAGGGACGAACACCAAACAUGUGCCGAGACAGAUGGCAAAUAAUUAAUCCAGAUAAAGUUAAAUAUAAAAGAUUUUCAGAAAUGGACCAACAACUUUUAGAACAUGUUAUAUAUCGUAAUCCCAAUGAUUGGACUCAAGAGGAAGAUGAAUUACUUCGUCAGAAAAUGAAAGAAUAUAGGGGACCACCUGAAAGCAUGUGGGAAAAUAUUUCUAAAAGUAUAAUUGGACGAACAGCAUUUCAAUGUCGUGAAAGAUGGUUUCAUGCAGCAAACCCUGAACUCAAGUUUGGACGUUGGAAAUUAGAAGAAUGUAUUGCAUUAAUUAAUGAGAUUAAAAGGCAUGGGAAACGAUGGAAUAUAAUUAGCAAGAAUUUAAGACGACCAUACCAUAAUGUAAGGAAAAAGUAUAGGAAUAUGGUAAAAUAUAAUGAUAGACUCAUCAGGGCUUUACGCCAUCAAGAACUAACAGAUUCUGAUGAAUUGGAUACCAAAUAA
Molecule: messenger RNA, 1005 nt
Organism: Racocetra fulgida
Lineage: Eukaryota; Fungi; Glomeromycota; Glomeromycetes; Diversisporales; Gigasporaceae
Source: the annotation of a GenBank genome assembly